GCUUGGGACGUUACUAUGAACGUAGGGUCAGCCAGCGAUCUCAGGGGGACUCAAGAUACUGCCUCACCACCAGUUCACUUCAUUCAACAACCAGUUGCCCAACAGCCAGAGAUAACAAUUCUGCAGCAGAUGCCCUGGACUGCAUCUUCUCUUCCUCUGUCCAACAGAGGGGGCCAAAUCAGGGAAGAUUUAAUGGAGCUAAUGAUGAUUCAAAAUGCCCAGAUGCACCAGGUGAUAAUGAAUAACUUAGCCAUGUCAGCACUUGACUACUUUGGGCUCAGUUCAGCCCAACCUGCUGGCCAGGUGGCCCAUCUCCCUUGGGAAGUAGAAGAUGAUGAAGAUGAUGACUCAGAACCCCCAGUUUUCCAUCACCACUAUGCUCCCUAUCUCAACACCAUACCCUUCUCAGCAUGGCAGCCCCAGCCUCAGCCAUCAGCUUGGCAACAGCCGUCCAUUCGCCACGUGGGCCUAGAUCCUGAGCCAAUGGCAAGACACGAUGAACAAGUGGUCCCUCCACCCCCACCACCAAGUGCAACUGGAACUGUGACAGCUGAUGUGCCACCAGCAUCAGAAUACUACGACUUCACCCAGGGACGGUUGUGACAGCAGCUUCCCCCGCUCCAGCCCCUUUAUAAGGAAGUGGCACAUCUUCCAACCCAAUCAGGCUCCUGACCAAGCAGUUUGGUAUGACUGACACAUUGCUGCCUUAACUGGAUCAAGAUCUUCAGGAGUUGGCUGCCUGUGUGUGUCUUCAUGACGUAGACUGUUGGGAAUAUAAAUAGUUGAUGUUACAGAUCACCUUCUGUGAACCAGCUCCUCCACUGGCCAGAACUGGCUUUAUUUCCAGAUGUCCCAGGGUUAGGGAAGCAAACCCCUAGAUGUGGUCUGGUGUCCUCCUAAAACUACAGUUGAUCUCCAGACUAUAGAGAUUAUUUUCCCUGGAGAAAUUGGCAACUUUGGAGGGCAUACCAUAGAUUCAAGGUGAAAUUCCUCCCUGAACUAUAGGCACUGCCUACAAAUCUCCAGGAAGUUCCAAGGUCAGAAUUGGCAACCCUAUCCAGGCUACACUGCUUGGUCCUGGGUCAUUGUUUCUGAUCAUUCUGGACAGUAUCAAAACAUCUAGAUGUUUAUUAGUAGGUUGUCAUUUACUCUCUGGAUGAGGAAUAUCUCCUGCCCCCAGCUCCCGUUGCCUGCUGGCACUCUGGUGUCCAACAAAAGGGGAAAAAAUUAAAUCACCUUUGAAAUCACCAUUAGUGUGAUGAUGUUACAUUAUUUCUGCAGGAAACCUAGAAGUGAUAUCAUUGCAAUCUAGGAAUCAGUGGAAACACUGUGGGUUUACCAUAGAGUUUUCAAUGGUUCCUAGAGUGGCUUGAUGUCACUGCCAGGUUUUCCCUAGAAGUGGUAUAACACCAUUGCCUGAUGGUGCCCCCUAUGUCCCUGCCCCCCCCCAAACUCCCAACAGUUGCCAACUACUUCCUGGCAGCCAUAUUUCUUAGUUUGUUCAUUUAUAUGCCUCUUUUCAGCAAAAUGUACCAGAGGCAGCUUUUAACACUGUAAAAUCCUAUAAAAAUUAGUACUUUCAGAUAAUGCAGUUUAAAAACAAUAAAAUCAAGGAAGUGCAAGAGAUAUCCGUCAAAUCAUCUGCAAAGAUAAGCCCUGACUUGUCCUGAUCUGCUCUACAUUCAAUGGGUCAUACAACAUUUCUAUGAUCAGAAAUGCCCUGCCAACCUCCAGGUGGAACCUGGAGAUCUCCUGCAACUACAGAUAUCAGCUCCCAUGGAGAAAAUGGCAGUUCUAUGACAUUAUACCCCACUGAGGCCCCUCCUCUCACCAAACUCUGCCUUCCCCCAGCUCUUUCCCCAAAUCUCCAGGAAUUUCCAAACCAUAGAUGGCAAUCCUACCAGCCAGAAGGAAACAUAGGCACCUUAGCAGAUGCUCUUGCCUGUUAAGCCAUCCUAUAAAGAUAAACGCAGUGGCUGCCUCAGAUCUGGGCAGGGAAAGGUAAAUUCACUGUGCCAGCCCUGUUCAGUCUUUUACUUCUGCAGAAUGCUGUAGGUAACAUAAUGAGGAGUUAAUGUAGCAAAGUUUCUGAUCAGCAGAGGGCACCCAAAAUCCAGCAGGAAAUUUUUGAAAGGUUUUGUUUCUUUUAAACAGGGAUGAGCUAUUGGGAAACCUGGCUGCCAGAUCAACUUCCUCUGGC
Eublepharis macularius is the source of this 2200-nucleotide messenger RNA. It is a transcript of the gene PRR29, whose product is annotated as proline rich 29. The transcript is spliced from 6 exons. The record is from RefSeq and is a predicted model, not a curated record. The coding region runs from base 16 to 603 and encodes 195 amino acids. Lineage: Eukaryota; Metazoa; Chordata; Lepidosauria; Squamata; Eublepharidae.